Messenger RNA from Rhopalosiphum padi (bird cherry-oat aphid), 2229 nucleotides. Its product is annotated as venom serine carboxypeptidase-like. Gene Ontology annotation, molecular function: serine-type carboxypeptidase activity. The record is from RefSeq and is a predicted model, not a curated record. Lineage: Eukaryota; Metazoa; Arthropoda; Insecta; Hemiptera; Aphididae. Gene Ontology annotation, biological process: proteolysis. The coding region runs from base 385 to 1803 and encodes 472 amino acids. The transcript is spliced from 2 exons.
GACAUAGUUCGGUGCACUAUAGAUAAGGUAAUGCCCCAUGCGAUAUGGACAGAGCAAAGUAUAAAGGGAAAUGUAAUACAGAUAUUAACAUGCAUACGGACAUUGCCGUCUCACUCUAUUUUUGGUUGCCAUUAUACGAAAACUGGCGAUAAUGCAAAUUAAUAUACCUGAAAUCCACUGGAGCGGAUCGUUUAUUUAAUUAUACUCGUAAUUGUACUAGCCAGUAAUCGACCGCAGUAUUGUGAUCAAUUCUAAUAGUCAUUGCAAGUGUUAUGUAUACAUCAUAUGCAAUUCACAUGGUGUUUAGUUAUACGUACGUACCCAAAUCUAGCAUCUAUUUAUUUAGUAUAACAAUAUAACUACGUAAGUUUUCGUAUUCGAGCGAUGCGUCUUGACACUUCCGUAGCGUGGUCACUGUGGCUGCUGUAUACGUUCGUAUGCAACUAUUCGGCAGCAUCAGAAAAAGGUGACGGAGCACUGCUGCUAACUCCUCUUAUACGAAAUGGUCAAAUCGACGAAGCUCGAGCAGCGUGCAACGUCACGUCCCUGGAGCCGACUAUCGAGAGCUACUCCGGUUACCUAACCGUAGACGAAGCGCACGGUUCCAAUAUGUUCUUCUGGUUCUUCCCAGCCGCGAACGGUAAUUCGGAUGCGCCCGUCCUGCUGUGGCUACAAGGCGGCCCAGGAGCAUCCAGCAUGCUCGGUGUAUUUAAUUUGAACGGUCCAUUUUCGGUGCGGUGCAAGUGUGAUGGCGGCAAACUCAAGUUGCGUGACCAUGCGUGGACGACUACGCAUUCGGUGCUAUACGUGGACAACCCGGUGGGCACAGGCUUUAGCUACACCGCCGACGAUUCUGGUUACAGUACCGACCAGACAGCUGUCGCUCGGAACUUGUACGCCGUUUUGGUACAAUUCUUCGAACUGUUCCCCGAGUACCGAAAGAACGACUUCUACGUGACCGGCGAGUCAUUUGCCGGUCAUUAUGUGCCAGCUAUAUCGUACACAAUCCAUCAGAACAACCCUGGGGCUAAGGUCAAGAUCAACCUUAAAGGGCUGGCAAUCGGAAAUGGCCUGGUUGACCCUAUCAACCAGCUGUUCUUUGGCGAGUACUUGUACCAACAUGGAUUGGUUGACGAAAAUGGAAAGCAAAAAUUCGAACAAUUUGAGAAUGCUGUUCACGCUCAGAUCCUCGCCGGUGACUACAAGGGUGCAUUCCGCAUAUUCGACGAGAUGUUGAACGGCAUAUUCUAUCAGUACCCGACGCUGUUUCAGAACCUGACCGGUAUGCAUUACUACUACAACAUGCUGCUGGACCAGAAACCACCUUCGUCCAAUGAUUGGAUGAAGUUCGUUCAAAAACCGUCCGUGAAGGCCGCGUUGCAUGUGGGCUCACGGCCGCUGAAUAACUUUACAGUGGUCCAUCGGCACUUGCUUGGUAACGUACUGCAAUCAGUGGCCCCAUGGUUGGGUAGCCUGUUGGAUGCUGGCCGGUACCGGGUUUUGUUAUACAGUGGACAGCUUGACAUCAAGUUACAUCACCGGGGCACCAUGCAUAUGGCUCAGUUGCUUGAAUGGUCAGGCGCAGAACGAUUUAGAAAUAACGCGAAGCGUACCAUUUGGCGCGUUCACGAACAGAAAAAUGGAUGUGACGGCGGUAACAAGACCACCGUGGCCGGUUACGCGACAACGUCCGGUCCACUGACCGUGCUUUUAGUGAGGGAUGCUGGCCACAUGGUGCCAGCCGAUCAGCCGGUCUGGGCCCUCGACCUCAUCGACCGGUUCACUGGCGGCAAAACGUUUUGACCUACAGGAACCGCGAUUCGUCGACGAUAAUAUUAUACUAAAGACGAGUUUUUAUUAUGUACAAUGUACCAGAUAUAAUAAACCAUAACUCAUAUACGAGAUAUUGUGAAUUCAAAUUUAACCUAUGAUAGAGAUCGUUAUAGCCGACAGUAGUAUAAACAUAGGCUAAGUAGAAAAAUAUUAAAUAUUAACUAUGCGAUCAUUUCGAAAAAUAAAUAAUCGUACAAGGUAUACAUUAUAACUUAUAUAUAUUUAUAUACAUUAUAACACAUCUAUAUAUGUUAUAUAAUAUAGAUAUAUAUUAUGACUAUAUUAUAAUGUCCAACGCUUGGUUAAUGCCAAGUUUAACCUAACAGCCUUUGGCUAAUAAAAAAAUGUUGGACUAAUAAUUUCACUCAGAAUUUAAAUAUAUGUAUAUUAUAUGUA